Molecule: messenger RNA, 2774 nt
Organism: Zea mays
Lineage: Eukaryota; Viridiplantae; Streptophyta; Magnoliopsida; Poales; Poaceae
Exons: 1
Coding region: 301-2616 (771 amino acids)
Biological process (GO): protein phosphorylation
Molecular function (GO): carbohydrate binding; ATP binding; protein kinase activity
Source: RefSeq, marked validated
CUCCUUUGCUUCUCCUUCUCCCAGACCUCCCUACCGUUGCUACCCCGGGGGCCGGCGGGGCGCACGUGUCCCACCCUCCUCCCCUUUCCUUCCCUCUCUCUCUAUCUGUCUGCCCAGUCCAGUCCCCCGCCCCGCCUCACAGUCACACUUCACCAAUCUCGCGCACACUCUCCAAUGACCCAAUCUCCCCGAGCCUGCCACUGCCAGCGCCAGCUCCUCCCUGGCAUUCCAGUCCCAGCUCCGGAUCGCUUCACGGGCCGGGAAGCAGCACCCGCGCUGCGCGCCUGAUGCGCGCAGCCAAUGCCGGCGCUCGCGUCCACCGCCAUGGCCCGAGCCGCCGCGCCCAUCCUCCUCCACCUCCUCCUCCUUCUGCUCCUCCUCACUGACCACGGCCCCGGCCCCGCCGCCGCGGUGCGCUUCGACUACGCCUCGCUCACCCUCGGCAGCCUGAGGCUGCUGGGCGACGCGCACCUCAAGAACGGCACCAUCCGCCUGUCCCGGGACCUGCCCGUCCCGACCUCGGGCGCCGGCCGCGCGCUCUACGCCACCGCGGUGCCCCUCCGCGGGGGCUUCUCCACGCAGUUCGCCUUCACCGUGGCCACGCUCAACCCGUCCUCCGUCGGCGGCGGGCUGGCCUUCGUGCUCGCCACCGACGGGGCCACGCUCGGCGACGCGGGCGCGUACAUCGGCGUGUCCGUCGCCACCGACGCCGCCGCCGUCGAGUUCGACACGCUCAUGGACGUCCAGUUCGGCGACCCCAACGGCAACCACGUCGGCCUGGAUCUCGGCUCCAUGGUCUCGGCAGCCGCAGCCGACCUCGGGGGCGACGAUGCCGGCGUCGACCUCGCCAGCGGCAGGACCAUCAACGCCUGGAUCGACUACCGCCCCUCUUCUUCUCCUUCCGGCUCCGCCGCCGGUAUCUUGGAGGUCUUCGUGUCCUACGCGCCCAAGCAACCGCCCAAGCCCGUGCUCUCCGCGCCGCUCGACCUCGCGGAGGCCGUCAAGGACGCCGCGUUCGUCGGAUUCUCCGCCUCCACUCAGGGGAGCACGGAGGUGCACGCCAUCGAGUGGUGGAGCUUCUCCACCGCGUCGCCGGCCCCGUCCCCGCGUUCCGCCGCGCCGGCGCCGGAGUCCCAGGCGCUCCCGCCUCCCGUCGCCACUCCGGUGCUCCCGUCGCCGCUGCUCCCGGGAGGGACGACGACGGCGCCAGCGCCGCCAUCCGGGAGCGCCGGCGCGCCCGCCGCCUCGAUCGCCCCGUCGUCAGGCGCCACGGUGGGGAGGAAUGCCGCCGGAUCGGGGACGCCGCGCCCUCCCGCGGCCGUGGCCGGCGCCGCCACGGCAGGCGCCUUCGUGGCCGCCUCCUUCGCGGGCGUCGCGCUCUGGGCGCUAGCGCGCCGCGCAAGGGCCAGGAAGCGGCAGGCCGCGUUGGCGGUGGGCACCAGGCGCGACAGCAGCGUGGCGUCGGCGGCGGCGCUCGCGCGGUCCCCGCGGGAGUUCAGCUACAAGGAGCUGAGCGCCGCGACGAGGGGCUUCGACGCGUCGCGCGUCGUCGGCAACGGUGCGUUCGGCACCGUGUACAAGGGCAUCGUGCCGGACACGGGCGCCAUGGUCGCCGUGAAGCGCUGCACCACGGGCGCGCGCGGCGGCGGCGGCGGCAGCGGCGAGCAGGCGCGUUCGGAGUUCCUGUCGGAGCUCUCCAUCAUCGCGGGGCUCCGGCACCGCAACCUGCUCCGGCUGCAGGGGUGGUGCUACGAGAAGGGGGAGAUCCUGCUGGUGUACGACUACAUGCGCAACGGCAGCCUGGACAGGGCGCUGUUCGACGCGUCGGCGCCCGUGCUGCCGUGGCGGCACCGGCGCGAGAUCCUGGCCGGCGUGGCGUCGGCGCUGGCCUACCUCCACCACGAGUGCGAGCGGCGCGUGAUCCACCGGGACGUCAAGUCCAGCAACGUGAUGCUGGACGAGGCGUACCGCGCGCGGCUGGGCGACUUCGGGCUGGCGCGGCAGGCGGAGCACGGCGAGUCCCCCGACGCGACGGCGGCGGCGGGCACCAUGGGGUACCUGGCGCCCGAGUACCUGCUGACGGGCCGCGCCAGCGAGUGCACCGACGUGUUCAGCUUCGGCGCGCUGGCGCUGGAGGUGGCGUGCGGGCGGCGGCCGAUCGGCGCCACCCCUGAGGGCGUCGGCGGGUGCUGCAGCAACCUGGUGGAGUGGGUGUGGAGCCUGCACGCGGAGGCCCGGAUUCUGGGCGCCGUGGACCCGCGGCUGGGCGGGGAGUUCGAGGAGGGCGAGGCCCGGCGCGCCCUGCUGGUGGGGCUGGCGUGCUCCAGCCCGGAGCCGGCGCUGCGGCCCGGGAUGCGCGCCGUGGUGCAGGUGCUGGGCGGCGAGGCGGACCCGCCGUUCGUGCCGGCGGCGCGGCCGUCCAUGAGCCUCGGCAGCGCCAACCAGCAGCUGCUGCUGAGCCUGCAGGACAGCGUGUCGGACUACCACGCCAUGCUGGGGCUCCCGCUGUCGGACUCGUCGUCGUCCGGCUCGCUCAGCUCGUCCUCGCUCACCAGCACGCUGCGCAGGGGCGGCCACGACAUCCGGGUCAGCAGCACCGCCGGCGAAGCCAGGUGACUGCCUGAGCCUGACCGGGGGGGUAUUGAGUACAUAGGAUUGUUUGUUUAGUAGCAGCAAUGCAGUCCAGAUCACAUCAUCAAAGCCAGCCUCCAUUCGUUACAUUAUUACACACAUUUGUCUCGAUAAUAAUACAGAGCUCGCAUGAUUCCUUCGAU